Molecule: messenger RNA, 782 nt
Organism: Galleria mellonella (greater wax moth)
Lineage: Eukaryota; Metazoa; Arthropoda; Insecta; Lepidoptera; Pyralidae
Product: endocuticle structural glycoprotein SgAbd-8-like
Exons: 2
Coding region: 77-469 (130 amino acids)
Cellular component (GO): chitin-based extracellular matrix
Molecular function (GO): structural constituent of chitin-based larval cuticle
Source: RefSeq, a predicted model, not a curated record
CCCGUCCAUAUAUAUACCGAUAUAGCACUGUUAGAAGAACAUUGUUCAGUGCCUUCACCAACAAACAAACACAAACAUGAAGACCAUUGUAUUUCUGGGUUUAUUGGCAGUCGUUUGCGCUGCACCACAAGGCCCAGCUACCGAGCCCAUACCGAUUAUUCGUCAAGAUAGCCAGGUCAACCCUGAUGGCUCGUACCAGUAUUCUUAUGAGACUGGAAAUGGCAUAGUUGCUGAGGAGCAGGGUGAACUGAAGAAUGUCGGUGCCGAGGAGCCUGCUAUUCAAGUUCAGGGACAAUUUCAGUAUCCUAGUGACGAUGGCAGCAACAUUCAGUUGACUUAUGUUGCUAAUGAAAACGGUUUCCAGCCUCAGGGUGCUCAUCUUCCCACUCCUCCCCCAAUUCCCGCAGCGAUCCAACGUGCUCUUGAUUUCCUCGCUACCGCUCCUCCACAAGCUGAAAAUAGAAAUUAAGUUAAUUAAACCUGCUUAUACACAGGUUACUGAUAAUGAAAUCAAUCGACAGUCAUUCAUAUUCACUAUGUGAACUAGAAUGAUUAAUAAAUUAGUUACAAAUAACUUCUUCAAAAGUGUUCUAUGUUUUUCAUAGAAACAUUGAGGCAUGUAUUUAUUUUUUAUACUUUUGAUAAUCAUUUUGUAAAUACAUUUAAUUUAAACGUUUUGUACAAAUAAUUUACGCUUUUUUAUUAAAUCCCAGUAUUUCUCAUUAUUAUAUAGAUUUUACAAUAUUACAGAUUGUUUGUCACAUAAACGGUUAAACGGAUUU